This is a messenger RNA of Lepisosteus oculatus (spotted gar), 1832 nucleotides long. The record is from RefSeq and is a predicted model, not a curated record. Lineage: Eukaryota; Metazoa; Chordata; Actinopteri; Semionotiformes; Lepisosteidae.
GCUCGCGGAAUCUGACUUUGCCCGGGAAAUACAUUAAGACCUGGUUUGGAAAUACUGCAAUAAAAGAGCGAUCCUCGUCCCUACCAAAUUAAACCAUGAAAAACUGCGAAUAUCAGCAAAUUGACCCACAAGCCCUCUCCACACCCACGCCGCCGGCAGCCGCGCCCGGCUCCGAGAAGACCAGCCUGCAGCGUCCGCGGAGGAAAUGGGAAGUUUUUCCGGGGAAGAACCGCUUCUACUGCGAUGGCCGGAUCAUCGUCGCCCGUCAGAGCGGCGUCCUUCCGCUGACACUCGGUCUAAUCUUCGUCACCAGCGGCCUCUUCUUCAUCUUCGACUGUCCUUUCCUGGUGCGGAACCUGACCAGCUGCAUCCCAGCGAUUGGAGGGGUGCUCUUCUUCUUCGUGGUCAUCUCGCUCCUGCAGACCAGCUUCACUGACCCCGGCAUCCUGCCCCGCGCCACUCCGGACGAGGCGGCUGACAUCGAGAGGCAGAUCGAUAGCUCAGGUUCCUCCACGUACCGCCCCCCCCCACGGACGAAAGAGGUCGUCAUCAACAACCAGGUGGUGAAGCUCAAGUACUGCUUCACCUGCAAAAUGUUCAGGCCUCCCAGGACGUCUCACUGCAGCAUGUGUGACAACUGCGUGGAGAGGUUCGACCAUCACUGCCCGUGGGUGGGCAACUGCGUGGGGAAACGAAACUACAGGUUCUUCUACACCUUCAUUGUCUCGCUGUCCUUCCUCACCGCCUUCAUCUUCGGCUGCGUGAUAACGCACCUCACACUGCGGAUGGGCAGGGGGAGCAGGUGAGGUAUCUGAAGGGGGAACACUGUGAGCUGUGUCAAGGAGAAAAGAAAACCGUGAACACCAGUGUACCAGAAGGACCGAACUAACACAAAGAAGGAUACUCUGUCGUGACAAAAGACCAGUUGUAAAUAUGACAGAGAAUUUGCCCCUGUUCCAUCCCCAAACUAGGCUUUUUAGGACUCCUUGUCAAGCUUUUGGUUUUGAUUCUCAUAUUUCAUUUGUUUACAAAUAUCUAGAUAUUGACAGUCUGGAUUUGAGAUGUCAAAAUGUAUUUUGCGGAGUUGAAUGGGAAAGUAAGGAGCUAUCUGUCCCAAAGUUUUACAACAUCGGUAAUUUGCUGUUCUCUCUCCAGUCUUAUUUUUGCAAUUAUUGUUUUUUGGGGGAAAAAAAGCCAUCUGUUGACAGAGUGAGGCGUGUCUUUUACUGUAACGCCUAUUCCAUAUUGAUUUCUGCUACCUCCCCAAAGCUUUUCCUACUGCUUUGUAGUCUCCCAAAGUUUGACUCAGUACUAAGGUAAAUAGUACCUCUGGUGUUCCUGCCCCCCCUGCUGUUGUAGUUCCAGCAGACCCCCAUGAAGUGCUGAUGCUGCUGCAUGCUAAAGAGAUUAAGAACAGCUGAAGACUCAGCCGGCCUGUGCAAAUCCAGCGAGAGUUCCUGGAGCUGUUGUGUCUGUGGACAGUGCGCUUUUCUGUUGUGCGCUGUUGGAAACAUGGGCAAAUCCCGUCUUCAAAAUCCAUUGGAGAAAGGCUGACCUCCUUCCCUUUUUUCUGUAAUGAAGGGCUGCUAAAAUAGAGGGUUUUGAUGUGCUGUUAAACAUGCAGGGUAAACCCAUUCUUGUAGGAGAAAGAAAAUGCUCGCUCUUUAUCAGCACUUACUCCGAGCACUGACAGUCUCCUAGGAAAUUAAAGUGGUGCCUUGUCAAGUUUUUAAUCUUCUGGCCUCUAGCUGUUGAGACUUAUCUUAUUUGUCUGCAGUGAAAUAAUGAGCAGUGAUUCUCCACUGAGCGUUGAGCAGGGUAUUUUCAUCACA